CCCUCCCGCCCGCCGUAGCGCGGGCUUCCUUUUCGAGAUGGCGGCGCCCUGCGGUCUGCGCGGUCGGUGGCUGUGGGCCGCGGUGGUGCCGGCCGCCGUGCUGUGCGUAGCGGUCUGGGCCGCGGAAGAGGCGAGCACGGCUGAGUUCGACGUGAGGCCCGGUGGGGAAGUUCACUCCUUCUCCCGGAGCCUGGGGGAUUACACCUGCACUUUCACGUACUCUGCUCAGGGAGGAACAAACGAGCAAUGGCAGAUGAAUAUUGGAGUCAGUGAAGACAACCUGCUCUUCUCCUGCUCUGUCUGGAGGCCCCAAGGGAAGUCUUACCUCUUCUUCACCCAGUUUAAAGCAGAAGUGAAAGGAGCCAAGAUAGAAUAUGCCAUGGCUUAUUCUCAAGCUGCCGUGGGUGCACAGAGUGACAUCCCCUUAAAACAGGAAGAAUUUGAAAUCACUGAAACAACAGUGUCUCACAGGGAAGGCAAGUUCCGUUUUGAACUGUCAAAACUUAUGAUUGUGGCAAAAACUCCCCAUGAUGAGCUGUGACUCUGAAGACGCUGUUGGACAGUGUUUUGGCCAGGAGAACGUGGCAGAUAAUGGAGAUUACUUGUUAUUGGCAGUUAUUUCAGUUGGCCAAACCUUUCUUUUUUUCCAUAUUGAGGUGUGCUAGUGUCCAAGACAAGUGGGACUUGGAGGUGUUGAGACAAAUGCGUUCUGUCUUGUGUCAGAGUAACAAUGUGCUUUGCAGCUGGAAAUCUCUUCUGAGAAUCCUGAUCUGCAGCCAGCCAUUCUGCUGUCUGCUUUCUGCUUCAGUGAUCUGCUGAAUAUGGUAAAGCUCUGCUCUAAAAGGGCACUUUAUCUUCCUUGCUAGGAAGAGCAAUGCAGAAAGAUAAGCAGCUGGAUUUAAGCAAGAUCUCCUAAAGGAAAGUUGUUAACUCUGGAGUCUCUGGAAGGUGAUGACAGGGUUUCUUUCUCUGCAAGCGUUACAGAAGAAACAAAUUAAAUUGGGUAGGAGGGGGAAGGAAGGGAUGGGCUUGGUCAAAGCCACCUGACUUCUUCUCGAGUGCCACUGUGGAAAACCAUCACUGGCUUUAUUUCUGUUCCUGCCCUAGUGCAGAUUGCAGAUUGGGGUAACUUGGCGUGGGGAAGGCAGAGCUUCUUAUUCUGACACAACCCAGGAAUCAAUCCAAGCAACACUUUCAUGUCUCAGUACCAGUGCAGGACUAUUUCCUACGUGAAGAAGCAUUUUUUUUUCUUAUCUAGAAUAUUAACAGUGAGGGAAUGUGGAAUUCCUAUCCUGUGUAAAUACACAAAUAAAGCAUCAUGCUCUCA
Messenger RNA from Numida meleagris (helmeted guineafowl), 1327 nucleotides. It is a transcript of the gene MYDGF, whose product is annotated as myeloid derived growth factor. Bases 38 to 541 code for a protein of 167 amino acids. The record is from RefSeq and is a predicted model, not a curated record. Gene Ontology annotation, biological process: positive regulation of angiogenesis; positive regulation of endothelial cell proliferation. The transcript has 6 exons. NCBI's taxonomy places the organism in Eukaryota, Metazoa, Chordata, Aves, Galliformes, Numididae.